ACGAAAAGGACGCUAACGUUUCAAGAUUCAUUUUUAACACACAGAGGAGGACUGAAAUUGUUAGUCGCAAUUUUACGAGACGUUUUAAAAUGGUUUGUGAAAAAUGCGAGAAGAAACUGGGGCGGGUCAUCACUCCUGAUACCUGGAAAGAUGGUGCUAGAAACACAACAGAAAGUGGGGGUCGAAAACUCAAUGAAAAUAAAAUGUUAACAUCAAAAAAGGCCAGGUUUGAUCCUUAUGGCAAGACUGGAUUUGCCAUCUGCAGAAUAUGCAAAAGAUCUGUCCAUCAGUCUGGUUCACACUACUGCCAGGGAUGUGCCUACAAAAAAGGAAUUUGUGCCAUGUGUGGAAAAAAGGUUAUUGACACCAAGAACUACAAACAGACCUCAGUUUGAUUCAUUUUGGUUUCUGGGGUAUACAGGAUUUCGUUGAGAGAGGGGUGUUUGUGGAUGAUUGUGUUUGUUUUUAAUACGGUCCUCCACUGUGUGUUGAAUAUGAUAAUUUAAGAUCACUAAAAAGUUCAGCAAUUUGUAGUAGUGUUUUGUGGCAAAUGGGAUGCACUGGUUUAUAACUAUAUAUAACUUUUGUCCUCUCUCACGUUAUAACUUUAGAGCAAUAUAUUGGCUGGAACUGUUUGAACAAAGUAGAUGCCUUCGAAGUUAAAUUUGCUGGAUAACCUGUUGGUUAUUCUCAUUCAUUUGCAAUGAUUCAUUAUUAUUUUCUUAAGGAAGAUCAUUCAUCAGUUCUUAAUAUUACAAAACAUCCUGACUGUGCUUUGGAAAUUCAGAUUAACCAAUCAUGUUCGCAGUUUACUUCAUGGCAAUUUGAAUUUUUUUUACAUCAAUAUAAGCCUGUCCAACACUCAACUGGUUGUUCUUCAUCAACACUGUUGCAAACAAAUAUCUAUUUUGCUGUUUCCUUUAAAAUGGCGUUGUGAAAUUAUAUAGUCCCAUUCCUGUUUUAGAUGUCCCUGAACCCCCUGAUUGUAUGAUAGUAUCUGUAGAUUCUUGUGAAUGCUUUUACAGUAGGCCUAUGUCUAAUUAAUUGCCAUAUAUAGCAAUAUCUAGACACUGUACAUUAUUCCCUUCCUCUCUAUUAAAAAUGUCAGGGACAGUUUUUAUGUCUGUAAAUAUUUAAUUCUCGCAAAAUAAAAACAACAUAAAAACAACAUUUUUCAGAUUUCUGUCUUUAAUGUGAGAAAGCAGGAAAAUUUUUAUAAUGGCACUUUAAUGUAUUUGAUGUUCACAAUGAGAUUAUUUUUACACAAUCCAAUAUUGUAUAACGUAAAAAGUCACAAUAUACAUACAAAUGAUGCAAACACCAUUGUAAUCUCGUCAUUGGCUUAGUCUAAUUUUGACUUUUUAACUACAAAUUAUUCAACAUUUGACCCCUUAAAUAUAACCAUUGCCAUUAUUUAGUAACAUCUUACAUUUUUCUAUAUUUUAAACAUUAAUUGGUUAAUUUUGUAAACGUUACAGGAUUAUUUGAGACAAAACAUUAACUUAGUUUGAAUAUAUUAAAAAGCUAAAACAACUUAUAACUAAUAAAGAGAAACACAAAACAAAAUAAUAAGAGUACCUGUUACAUACUUGAAAGCAAAAUGUUAAAAAUAGUUAUCUAUUUGAUGGGCUUUCUGGGGUAAGUUCUGAAGGUGCAAAUACUUCAGGGACUGUUUUUCCAAAAGAAAAGUGCUGUGUCACCGAUCCUUUAAGAUUCACAAUUUAGAUUUUAGGCAUAAUAUAUGCAAAUAGUG
Messenger RNA from Triplophysa rosa, 1753 nucleotides. It is a transcript of the gene cript, whose product is annotated as cysteine-rich PDZ-binding protein. The record is from RefSeq and is a predicted model, not a curated record. Gene Ontology annotation, biological process: cytoplasmic microtubule organization. The coding region runs from base 90 to 395 and encodes 101 amino acids. Gene Ontology annotation, molecular function: PDZ domain binding; microtubule binding. Gene Ontology annotation, cellular component: dendrite. NCBI's taxonomy places the organism in Eukaryota, Metazoa, Chordata, Actinopteri, Cypriniformes, Nemacheilidae. The transcript has 5 exons.